CAUGGCCGGACCGGGACCGGGGCUGGGACCGGGGCCGGGACCGUACCGCGCCACCAGGCUGUGGAACGAGGUCACCCGGCACUUCCGAGCGGGGAUGCCCGUGCGGCGGCACCGGCAGCGCCUCCGCUCGCACGGCAGCUGCUUCACGGCGGCCGAGGCCGCGGACUGGCUGCACCGGCUGCUCCGCGGCAACAGCAGCUUCGGGCCCGACGUCACCCGGCAGCAAACCGUGCAGCUCCUGCGGAAAUUCCUCAAAAACCACGUCAUCGAGGACGUCAAGGGCAGGUGGGGGACUGAGAAUCUGGAAGACAACGGUGCCCUGUACAGAUUUCCUCCAACAUCUCCAGUCAAACCUCUACCGAGCUCACCGAGGGAGAACUUGGAAAACUUCUCUGGAGACAAAGGAAAACUUUUUAAGCUGCCCAGUUCAUCCAAGAAGGCUUUGAAAAAGCAGGAUUUCCUGCAGUCGCUGGAAAACUUACCAAGACCGAAACCUGAUGUAGCAGAAGGAAGGAAGGAAGGCACACUGCAGAGGAGGGAAAUAAGCCAGGAAUAUGUGCAAGAAACGUGGAGAAAUAUCAUCCAGCUCCAUUUGCAAACCAUUUUGGGACUGCCCUCGUUGGAGGAGGUUCUGCAGCCAGCCCAGAUCAUCCCCGAGUUUGUCACGUACAACCUGAGCAACACCAGCAAGCACGGCGUGGUGAUCCUGCAGGACAAAGCAGAAGACCUCCCUCACUGGGUGCUGUCAGCCAUGAAGUGCUUGGCCUACUGGCCCAGGAACAAUGACAUGAGCCAAGCCACGUACAGUGGCUUUGAGCGGGAUGUGUUCAGGACAGUUGCUGAUUAUUUUCUCAGUCUUCCUGAGCCGUUGCUUACUUUUGAAUACCAUGAGCUCUUUGUUAAUAUCUUAGUUAUUUGUGGCUACAUCCAAAUUCCUGAUCUGGGCAGUGGAAAACGUUCUGUCCAAGAGGAGAAAUGUGACCCUGAGCCUUCAAAAACUCCUCACUUGAACUCUUUCAAGUCCACUGAGUGUCUUCUCCUAAGCCUGCUCCUCAAAGAGCCUGACAAGAAGGAGAAAGGAGACGCUUCCAGGAGGUUUUCCUCAGAAGAGCUGAGAGCCCAAAACCAACGCGGGAAGAAAUGGCAGCAGCACAAAGUGCCCCGUCAGCAAGGGAGUGCUGGGAACCUGAUAGGAGGGAGCUGCCAGAAUCUUGCAGGAUUCAGGAAUGACCAGGAGCCCCCUGGAGCUUUUAGGACAAGGUGUUACUCCUUGGAAAGAAUCGGAGCUGCUGCCUCAAGUGUGUGCCAUAAAGGAGGACGAGCUCCCCUCAGGGGAGUUGGUGUGAGCAGCACCAGGAGAAGCAGAGAACGGCUGGAGGAGCACAGAGUGAACGCAGGGGCGGAGCUGGGCUGGGAUAGCUCAGGUCAAAGGCAGAGCCACGGCCUCAGGAGAGCUCCUGCCCCGUGUCCCCGGGGCGAGGAGGAGCCGUGGGAUGGCAGCCGCCGCUCCCUGAGCCUGCUGGGCAGGAGCGGCUCCAGGAGCUGCGGUGCCCUCAGCAGAGCCAGCGCCGAGAUGGCAGUGCAGCCGCGGCCCCAGCUGCCCUGGGGGCAAGGGAAAGCCAGCAGCAUCCCGAAGAGACUCAGCAGGAGCAGCACAGAGCUGUCAGAGCGCUCUGUGCCCCCCUCCCCUUGUGUGCUGGCUGGCACAAAUCUCCUGCAGCCUCACCUGGAGAGAAUUGCGGUGGAAGCUCUGCAGAUCUGCUGUUUGCUGCUGCCACCGCCGAAGCGCAGGAAGCUGCAGCUGCUGCUGAGGAUGAUGGCCAGGAUCAGUGGCAACGUUGACAUGCCACGGCUGCACGACGCCAUGGGCACCAGGUCCUUGCUGAUCCAGACGUUUUCCCGCUGCGUGCUGCGCUGUGCAGAGGAGGAGGACCUGGAUGAGCUGCUUUCCACACGCUUGGUUUCCUUCCUGAUGGACCAUCAGCAGGAAAUAUUCCAGGUCCCAACUUUCCUGCAGGUUGCAGUGUGGGAUCACCUCGAGUACAUGAAGAUGGCUCAGUGCAAACAGGAGGAAGAAGAAAUUUGUGCCAUCUUGCCAACGUAUUCCUACUGCAAACAAAUCACUCCUCAGGAGUUUGAAGAACAAAAGGUCUCCACCUCGCAGGCUGCAGUGGCAGAGCUCCUGGAGAGCAUCAUCAAGGAUAAGAACCUCUCUGUGAAGGACAAAAAGAAAAAGUUAAAACAGUUCCAGAAGGAAUAUCCCCAGAUCUACGGGAGCAGGUUCCCAACGACGGAGUCGGAAGCGCUGCUCCUGGACAACAAACCCACCAUCAAACAGCCCAUGCUGAGCCUCAGGAAACCCAAAUUUCGCAGCCUCAGGUACUGAGUUCACCACACCUGAGCCGUUUCUCCCCGCUGGAAUCCGAGGGAUUCACCAAAGGAAUUGCUGCAGGAGUUUGGUGGUGGCUGCUGUAGAAGGAGGAAAUGUUUACAUGGACGCUGUGCUGGAAGGUGCCAAAAUGGCUUUUUAAUUUUUGGAAUAACUUCUGAAAGAAAAAUAUUUAUCUGUUUACAAAUUACUACAAUAUAUUGGAAUAGGAAAAUGUGAAAAUACACAUAAAGCUGUUAACCAAAAAUUUAUAUAUAUAUAUAUUUUUUUUUUUUUUAAUGGGAAACUAAUGACCUGCCUCUUGUUAUAACCUGUAAACGUCUGGUCAGGAAUUUGUGCCAUUUAUUGUAGUUUUUACGUGUAUGUGUGUGUUGUGACUAAGUGCCUUUUUCUUUUCUCAAAAUGUUUGUAUUUAAACAGACUUUAAAGGAGCUUCUAUGAGUUCAGGACCAGGAGAGCCAGUUCACCAUAAAUAAAUGAUUAUCUCACUCCAUAAACGCUUCUGUUCAUAACAUCUGUAAAAGCCUCAUCAGCUUUUUGAUAUUUAUUUAUAUUAAAAGACUCGAAGUGCA
Messenger RNA from Hirundo rustica (Barn swallow), 2961 nucleotides. RefSeq names its product DEP domain containing 1 (gene DEPDC1). Gene Ontology annotation, biological process: intracellular signal transduction. The transcript is spliced from 12 exons. Gene Ontology annotation, cellular component: transcription repressor complex; nucleus. The record is from RefSeq and is a predicted model, not a curated record. Lineage: Eukaryota; Metazoa; Chordata; Aves; Passeriformes; Hirundinidae. Bases 2 to 2386 code for a protein of 794 amino acids.